Danio rerio (zebrafish) is the source of this 1098-nucleotide messenger RNA. The record is from RefSeq and is a predicted model, not a curated record. NCBI's taxonomy places the organism in Eukaryota, Metazoa, Chordata, Actinopteri, Cypriniformes, Danionidae.
GAACCUGCUAUUGUCCACAAGUGGAGAAAUUGGCAGAGUGAAAUGCUAGAACAGCUCAGUCGAAGAGAGAAUGUGAUUGUUGGAGGAGAUAUGAGGGCUGACUCCCCAGGUCACUCGGCCAAGUAUGGGAGUUAUACAAUGAUGGACCUUGCAACUAACACAGUGGUCGACCUACAGUUAGUCCAGAGUAAUGAGGUGGGUGGCAGUUACCAUAUGGAAAAAGAAGGCCUAAAGAGAAGCCUUGACCUGUUGGAUGCCCGCGGUGUUCGUCUGGAAUGCAUCAUCACAGACCGACAUCCUCAAAUACAGAAAUAUCUCAGGGAUCGAAAUGUCACUCAGUUUUACGAUGUGUGGCAUAUCGAGAAAGGAAUUUCCAAAAAACUGGACAAGAUAUGCCAGAUAAAGGGGUGUGAGAAGUUGCGUAAAUGGUUACGUAGCAUCAAAAACCACAUCUACUGGACUGCUGCAUCAUCCACAACAGGUCCUGAAAGAGUGGCAAAGUGGACCUCUAUCUUAAACCAUGUACAAGACAAACAUGUACAUGAAGACCCCAAUUUUCCGGCUUGUCUGCAUCCGCAACGGAUAAGCAGAGACAAGAACAAAUGGCUGUCGGCUGCAACGAUGCCAUUCUACAAGCUGGAGAAAGUUCUCGCUAACAAGAGAAUAUUGAAGGAUGUGGCCAAGCUAAGUCCUCACCACCAGACGUCAACUGUUGAAGCUUUCCACAGCGUCAUACUGCGGUUUGCACCCAAAAAUGUGGUAUUCCCUUUUCUGGGGAUGCUAUGCAGGUUGUACUUGGCUGCACUUCAUUACAAUGAAAAUGCCGGGCGUCCCCAGGCCACAUCAGCAACUGGUAAACCUAUUUACAAGCUUGCCUUUCCAAAGGCAAAGAAAGGAGAGUAUAGGGUCCGAGAAGUGAAGACACAGCAAACUUUCAGUAUGAAUCUUCAGCACCACACAGGCAGGAAUCACAACACGGACUCUCCGCCCGAGGAAACCCCAACACCAGCUCACAAAGCUCCGAUAAGCCAAAAAGCGGCACUGUCUAACAGAGACAUAAUAAUGAAACAUUGUUUUAGAAAUUGCACUACAAUUUGA